Messenger RNA from Aphanomyces astaci, 3128 nucleotides. RefSeq lists its product as hypothetical. Gene Ontology annotation, molecular function: metallopeptidase activity; zinc ion binding; aminopeptidase activity. Lineage: Eukaryota; Oomycota; Saprolegniomycetes; Saprolegniales; Verrucalvaceae. Gene Ontology annotation, cellular component: cytoplasm. The record is from RefSeq and is a predicted model, not a curated record. Bases 16 to 3039 code for a protein of 1007 amino acids. The transcript has 2 exons.
AGAGAACAGUUCACCAUGACCACUGCCGUCAAGAAGUAUCGCUACAUUCGCUCGGAUUUUGAGCCCCUCGAAACCAAGCCCGUCCACUUCGACAUGGUCUUUGACGUGUCUGAGAAGGAAGUUCGUGUGACCCUUCAAACGACUUUGAAGUACGUUGGCGCUGCCCCUAAGUCCGUGUUGAAGCUCAACUCGAAGGCGUUGGAAAUUGUCAGCGUCGAACGCCUGCACAACUUCACACCUUUGAACGGAUCCCGCAACUUUGUGUCGCAUGUUGCCAGCUUUGGCGCCCCCAAGCCCCUGGAAUAUGUCGUCGACACCGUGGACCAUUUUUUGGUGAUCACGUUGGAUACCCCUGUGCAAUCGGGCGACGAAUUCGUCGUCCGCACUGUGUCGAUUGCCCGCCCUACCGAAAACAUCUUGGAGGGUUUGUACUAUGACUACACUCCUGAAGGCGCUCCUCGCACCAUCAUCACACAAUGCCAGCAAUACGGGUUCCAACGCAUCGUGCCGUGCAUUGACACGAUGGACGCCAAGGCGUUUUACACGACGACCAUCGUGGCCGACAAAAAUUACACGAACAUCAUCACCAACGGAGAUUUGGCGCCUGGUUUCAGCACCCCCGAAGGCACCCCCAUCUACCACGAUGCUUCGGAGUUUUUGGCGACGGCAGAUUCGACUCGCCAUGCGCUCAAGUACUACAACCACACGAUUAACAUGGCGCCGUAUUUGUUUUUCUUGGGCGUCGGCACGUACGUGACGUACCGUCGCACUUUGGAAUUCCCCGACGGCGACACGACGUUGCUAGAACUGUUGGCUUUCCCCGGCUUUGCCGAGCCCGCGGACGCCAAGCUGUCUGUGCAAAUGCUGCACGACUCGAUCUUGUGGACCAACGUGAGCUUGGGCCCUGAGUCUACCGACCACCACGACGAGCGCGUGGCCAUCUACGCGUUGCUCGAAGAACGCGAAGCGAUCAAGGCCAAGUCUGCGCCUUUGACCGUUGGCAGCGAGGAAGUCGUCCAACCGACGCCUUUGUCUGCCACUGACGCCGCUCGUUUGGCGGCUGUCCGCGCCGAAUUGAAGACGCUCAUUGGCAAGUGGACCAAGACGGGGUACAAGUACACUGGGCAAAUCUACCGCGAAAUCGGCAUGGAAAACUCCAACUACGGCGGCAUGGAGAACGUGGGCAACACGACAAUCGUGAGCUCAUGCCUGUGCCCUACGUGCCGCAUGGGCGACCACGGGUACGAGUACAUGGAGCGCGUCAAGGUGCACGAGUACUACCACAACAUCAACGGCAGCGAAGUGACGGGCCAAUCGCCGUUUGAAAUCUGGCUCAACGAAGCCGUGACAGUGCACAUGGAACGCAAGCGCCACGCGGCCAUUUUCGGCCAAGAGUAUCAUCGUCUCGGGGAUGUCGUGCGCAUGUUCACGCCCACGAUCGGUCCCAUCGCCCUCGACAAGGCCGCCACGUGCCUCAGCGUGGAACCCGAAGGAUUCAACCAAACCCAGGAACUUGUGUCUGCCGUCACCUACUCCAAGGCGCCAGAGAUCGUCCGCAUGGUGGAGUUGCUGUUGGGCUUCAAGAAGUUCAACGUCGCGUUGGACAAGUACUACACCAAGUACUUGUAUGGCAACGCCACGACGGCCGAGUGGUUUGCGUGCAUGGAGGAAGUGUCUGGCAUCGACUUUCAAAACUUCCAGCGUGUGUGGCUGAAGCGCCCCGACCACCCCGAAGUCACGUACACGACCGCGUACGACAGCGCCAAGCAAACGUACAACGUCAAGCUGACCCAAAGCGGGUUUGAACGCUUUGACAACACGGACGCGGCCGGCCCGUGGGAAAUCCCGAUUGACUACGCGCUUAUCAAGGACGGCAAGAUCGUGCGUGAAGGCGUGUACUUCUUCAAGUCCAAGUCGGAUGAAUUCACGUUGGAUAACAUCACGAGCACCCCCGACUACCUAUCUUUCGGCCGCCAAUGGUCGUUCUUUGGUACGUCCAAGGCCCUCAACGCCACCAACGAAGCGUUGAUCAAACAAGCCAUCAACGACCCUGACGCGGUUAACCGGUAUUUCGCCUACCGCGCCAUCGCCGACGGCGAAAAGGCGCGCAUUGUGGAAGCUUUGAUCGGUGGCCGCAACGACGUGACCAUUUCCCCCGCGUUUACCGCUUUGCACGGCUCCAUUCUGUUUGACGAGACGUUGAACCCUGCUGUACGCGCGUUGAUUUUGUCCGAGAAGAAUGCGCUCACGACCCGCGAAGACUUGAGCCACCACUACGACCACAUCACGACCGCCACGGUGGCCUUGCUGCAGUCGGUGUGGGCAGCCCACGGCGAAAAGAUUGAUGCCAAGCUCAAGGCUUUGAUCAAGGCGUCGGUGCCUGGCCCCCACAAGGACCAAUUGCUUGAACGCAAGCUCAAGCAGCACUUGCUGGCGAUUGUCGGCGUGAGCACGGCCCCCCUAGCGUUGCCCACUGUGGCAGCGUCGUCGGUGACGAUCGACGUGGCGGCUGUGGCGCUCAGCAUCUUGAACACGUCGACGUUUGUCUCGGACAAGGAAUUGGCGUUCCGCACGAUCCUCUCGACCGAAGCGUAUGCGGACCGCGCUGCAGUCCAAACCCGCAUUCGCGAUGAAUGGUCCAAGACCCCCGAAAUGCUGGAAGCGUACAUUGCCACGAUUGGUAGCUUGUCCACGUCCGACUUUACCACGCAAAUCCGCACGUUGAUGGCGUUGCCGUAUUUCAACAUCAACCAAACCCACCACACCCGCACGUUGGCCCGUGGGUUGAGUCAGAUCCGCCACAAGAGCGUGCUGACCGAAGAAGGCCGCGCGCUGAUGCUCGAGCUGUUCACCAAGAUCGGCACGGUCAACCAAAUGUCGGCGUACCCACUGUUGAAGUGUUUUGACCAAGUGGAUGCGUUCACGGGGGCGACCAAGGACGCGUUGGUCAAGACGCUGCAAGCCAUGCAAGACUCGAUCGACAAGGUCAAGGAAGAAUCUCUGUACAACCAGCUCAACAUCAUGCUCAAGAAGGCGUAAGGGGUGGAAGGACGACUGCAGUAGGCGUUAGUGUACAUUUAUACCGGUAUAUAAUAUAUAUAUGCAGCGAUGGCGUUCGAAUAUUGAUG